CUGACGUAAUAAUCUUUACUCUGUUUCAAUCAUGUCUGCUCCGGGAUUUCCUUGGUUUAAAGUCACAGGAGCAACGGCUGGCUUAUUGGGCCUAGGCUACCUUCUCAUGAAAACUACCGUUCCCUCCGAAGAGCAACUAUACAAUAGAAUGCCGCCUGACAUGCAACGUAAAGUGGAUGCAGCUCGAGCUGCGCGACUUGAAAGAGAAGAACAAACUACUCGGCAACUACAAGCGCAGUCAGCACAGGAUGAUAGCGAUCCCGAUUUGCGAAAACCCAUAUGGGACUCUUCUCGCAGGAAAUGAGGCCCGGGAGCGGCUGUAUUGAUGUAUCUGCUUACGCUUUGCCGGUCCCGUCGAGGAAAAUUUUUGGACAUGUGUCGUCAUUCAGUGUAACCGAGACUUCUAAGUUCGCGCUUAGAACCAUGAAAAUAUUUAUAGUUAUCGGAAACAAGUUAAUUACUAGUGAACGGAGAUGACGAGAGAAAAACUGGGAGCGGUGUUGAAUGCUAGUACUUAAAUAAGCUGAGGCGCACUAUUAUG
Molecule: messenger RNA, 541 nt
Organism: Desarmillaria tabescens
Lineage: Eukaryota; Fungi; Basidiomycota; Agaricomycetes; Agaricales; Physalacriaceae
Exons: 5
Coding region: 32-304 (90 amino acids)
Source: RefSeq, a predicted model, not a curated record